This is a messenger RNA of Sphaeramia orbicularis (orbiculate cardinalfish), 1299 nucleotides long. RefSeq lists its product as uncharacterized. The transcript is spliced from 6 exons. Gene Ontology annotation, biological process: T cell activation; interleukin-15-mediated signaling pathway; positive regulation of ERK1 and ERK2 cascade. Gene Ontology annotation, molecular function: protein tyrosine kinase binding; MHC class II protein binding. Bases 65 to 973 code for a protein of 302 amino acids. Lineage: Eukaryota; Metazoa; Chordata; Actinopteri; Kurtiformes; Apogonidae. The record is from RefSeq and is a predicted model, not a curated record. Gene Ontology annotation, cellular component: external side of plasma membrane; membrane raft.
GUCUUUUCCUGACUGAAUCAUUAGAUCAUAGAGUGUGAGAACAAGUCAAAGACGGAGACAAACGAUGGGGGAAUUUAUGUGGAUUUUACUUUGUAUGAUUUUUCUCCAAUUUACAGUAAUUCAUGGAGAUAACAUCAGUGUCUUCAUCCAGAAUGAAAAUGAUGCCACUUUGCCUUGUAUGAAUGUGAUCAGUGGUCAACAUGAAUGUGAGAAGACUACAUGGACUUUCAAAGCUGCAGAAAGCAAAUCAGCAGUGGAGCUAAUUAAAGAUGGAACAGUUCAAGAAUCUGUUUUGAAUCAAUCACACAGACUGAGUAUUACAGCAAACUGUUCCCUGCUUAUAAACAAAGUCACAGUGUUGAAUGCAGGUCACUAUUACUGUAAACAGAGUGAUGAAUCAAAAAAACACGAUGAGAAUGAUGAUGAUGAUGAGGUUCAUCUGUCUGUUGUGACCAUGACUGAAAGGAACGACAGUAAUGUGCAGUUCAUCUGCGCUGUGUGGGGGCGUAAAAAAUGUGAACACACAGUGAAGUGGCUGUAUGAUGGUGAAGUAAUGAACAGUGUGACUAAAGUUUCAGAGUUAUCAUACAUCUGUUUGGCCUCUGUGGCCUUGGAUAAUAAACCAAUGAAUUAUGAGUUGCUGGAGUGUGAAGUGACAGAUGCAGACAGUAAAAAAGUGCAUCGCUUUCCCUUUAAAUCUGCAGUUCAGAAAACAGGUGAAGAUGAAACUAAGCCAACUGCAGCAGCACCUACCACAACAGCAGAUCCUGUUUUUUUUAUCAGACUCAUCAUUGUGUGUGUGGGUUUAACAGGCCUUUCAUUGACUGCUUGUGUUCUCACCCAGUGGAUGAAAAGGAAACGGAAUACGACACAGAUCAGUCAAAAUGAAGUGGUCAUGUCUUACCGUGUUGUGGAGGCUUCUGCAGCCUCCGCCGACCCUGACGUCACUUAUGAAAACCAGCAAAACACAUAAGAGGACACAGAGUCGUCUGAAACAUCUCACCCAUCAGCGUUUAGUGGGUUUUCUACUGUACAUUUAAUCUGUAUAGACAUGAUCUUUCUGAAUCCUGAGUAUGUAGUAUUUUCUGAAUCUGUAACAACUGUGCAGGUAUAUAUUCAAUUAUUUCUGAUUAAUGUGUUUGUUUUUUUGUUUGUUUGUUUGUUUUAAAGGAAAAUGUUGUAUAUCAUUAAAAUCAAAUCCAUUUUAUUGUAAUCCAUGGACGAAUGAUAUAGGUGGAUGUAAAACCUUUAUUUUAAAUCUUAUUGUACAUUUUAAGACAGAAAAAAUAAAUAAACAAA